AUGCCCAUGUUCCCAUCGGCCGCAGCGGCACCAGCAGCUGGGAUGGGAGGUGAUGCGUUCGUCGACUACGGUCCCGCGCCGGAUCAAGACCUCGGGCCGGGGUGGGUUGCGGAUCCCAACUUCCGCCUUGAGCAGGUUCCCGCCGGGAGGGAUGGCGGCGGCGGCAGCGGCGGCGGCGACAGAUGCUGGCCCCCGCUCUUUGCCGCCUUUCGUGGGGCGCCCAGGGGAGCGGCUCGAGACCCGAGGCGGGAGGCUGCCGGAGAGAGGCAGGCGGACAUGAAUGACGAUGAGAUGGAGGCUGCCUGA
Colletotrichum higginsianum IMI 349063 is the source of this 306-nucleotide messenger RNA. RefSeq lists its product as uncharacterized. The record is from RefSeq and is a predicted model, not a curated record. The coding region runs from base 1 to 306 and encodes 101 amino acids. The transcript has a single exon. NCBI's taxonomy places the organism in Eukaryota, Fungi, Ascomycota, Sordariomycetes, Glomerellales, Glomerellaceae.